UGUCUCGUUCCAUUUGUCCCCGAGUAAAAAGUUCGAAUCCUAUUUCCACACAAACUAGAAUUAAAAAUUUAUAUGUCCCCGAUUACAAAGUUCGAAUCUUCAUUCCCCAUAUGGCUGGUUAGACAUUGGGUUACUGUUCGUAUGUGAAUGAGUUAACCAUAAAAAGCCAGAUUAAACCAAUGUCUGGUCAUGUUACGUUAAUAAACCGAAAUUAGAUCCGACUAAGACCCGAUUACUUGAAUAAAUCCGACCAAAAUCCCUUUCUUUAUCAAACGUAACCCUAAAUCAAAAUAAUCAGAGAGAACAGAGAAAGAGAAAGAGAAGAUUUUCCAUGGCUAAUGAAGUGAACGGUGAGGAAUUUGAUGAAGAAACAGUUGAGAGCGAAGAAAAUGAGAUCGAGCAGGUACUGGAAGACUUCGUCGACGAGCCUCCUGUACGCCACGACGAGUGUCCCUCCAGUGGGGAUGAGGAUGAGAAUGAGGAAAAUGAACCUCGCAGGAAGGCGAAGGAAAAUGUCCCUGUGAAACGCGGUGCUGGAGUACUUUACAAGGGGCAACGUUUCUUGAAUGGUGUGGCUUUCAAGGACUCUGUGCUCGAUUAUGCUCUGAAUACAGGCCGAAAUAUCAAGCAGUACAGAUAUGAUAAGGAUAAGAUUGGGUUCAUAUGUGUUGGUGGUGAAGGAUGUGAAUGGAAAGUGUAUGCGUCCACUCUUCCUAAGGAUAAUGUUUGGAAAGUUAGAGUCUUCAUAGAGGAGCAUUCAUGUAUUCCAAAUGGUGAAUGUGAGAUGUUAAAAGUUCCUCAGAUUGCAAGGCUUUUUGUUGAUAAGAUUAGAGAGGAACCAGAAUACUACAUGCCCAUGAAGAUUGAAGAAUUGGUUCAUGAAAAAUGGGGGUUUACGGUAUCUAGGCCUCAGUUUCAAGCUGCAAGAAAGAAGGCACUAAAGUGGAUUGAGUUCGAGAAUGAUCAUAUGUUUGCCCGGCUAAGAGAUUAUGCUGCUGAGUUGGUCCAUUCAAACCCGGAUUCUACUGUGGAGAUUGAGACUGUGACUAACGAAACUGGUCAGGAAGAGUUCAACAGGAUAUUUAUUUGCUUUGAUAACAUCAGAAGGACAUGGAAACAGUCAUGUAGGCAACUGAUAGGAGUCGAUGGAUGCUUCUUAAAGCACAAAGUCAAGGGACAGCUUCUUGUUGCAUUAGGAAGAGACGCAGAUAAUGCUAUAUAUCCAAUAGCAUGGGGGGCUGUUCAAGUCGAAAACAUAGAAAACUGGUUAUGGUUUGUGAGAAAGCUCAAACAUGACUUGGGAUUGAAUCAGGGACUUGGUUACAUAAUGGUGUCAGAUCGACAAAAGGUAGUGGAUAGUCUUUAUGUGCUUUUGUCUGUAUGUUAAGGAUGAGUUUUGAUGUUGCUGGUUUGAUGUUUUUUAGGGAUUGAUAAGUGCUAUUCAGACUGAGCUACCACAGAUUGAACAUAGAAUGUGUGUACGCCAUAUCUAUGGUAAUCUGAAGAAGAAUCAUGCUAGUAGAAAGGAGAUGAAGUCAUUGAUAUGGCAUUUGGCAUGGAGCUAUAACGAGGCUGAGUUCGAACAACGUUUAGAUAGGAUUUUAUGCUAUGAUGCUGGUGUGUUUGAUGAUGUUCAGAAGAGUAAGCCUAGGACAUGGUGUAGAGCCUUCUACAAGCUGGUAACUACUGCGAAGAUGUAGAAAAUAAUUCUACAGAGUCUUUCAACAACACAAUUUCUAAGGCUAGGGAAUUUGCUUUUGUGCCAAUGCUAGAUGGCAUUCGUAGAUUGGCAAUGGCUCGUAUUGCAAAGAGAUCAGUCAUCUCUCUUGCCCACAAAGGUAUGUUACUCAUAUUCUAUUUAUACUCGGUUUUAAUACAUGUUUCUUGAUCAUUUUUUGUUUGUAUUUCAGGUAUAUGUACACCAUAUGUUACAGACUUUCUUAAGGCUGAGCAUAAAAAUGCAUCGUUGUGCAAGGUUACUAGAAGUACAAAUGGGAUGUAUGAAGUAAAGUUGAGUUCAUGCACUUACCGUGUUAGCUUGGAGAGGAGGACUUGCACAUGCAUGAAGUUCGAAAUCUGUGGCAUUCCUUGCGAGCAUGCUUAUGGAGUGAUGCUGCAAAAGAAAUUAGCCCCUGAAAAUUAUGUGUGUCAGUGGUUUCGCACAUCUACAUGGCGAAGAAACUACAGAGAUGGUCUUAUCCUUGUGCGAGGUGCUGAGUUCUGGCCUAAAACGUCUGCUCCUGAUGUUCAUAUUCCUCCUUGCGAGCACAUGCAUGAAGUUCAAAAUCUGUGGCAUUCCUUGCGAGCAUGCUUAUGGAGUGAUGCUGCAAAAGAAAUUAGCCCCUGAAAAUUAUGUGUGUCAGUGGUUUCGCACAUCUACAUGGCGAAGAAACUACAGAGUUGGUCUUAUCCUUGUGCGAGGUGCUGAGUUCUGGCCUAAAACGUCUGCUCCUGAUGUUCAUAUUCCUCCUGAACCGCCUCAACCUGGCCGAAAGAAGAUUACCAAAGCAGAUAAGAAAAGGAAGAAAGGAGUCAAUGAAUCACCCACAAAGAAAGCCCCAAAGAACAAGAAACGUAUUAUGCAUUGUGGGAUUUGUGGAGAACUGAAUCACAACUCAAGGUUUCACACAAAGCAACAGGCUUCUCAUGGUCCUCCUCGGGUUCCUUCUCAAGUUGCUUCUCCAGCUGCAUCUCAGCAAGUUGCUUCACCUGCUUCUUCAGCAGCAUCUGGUUGUCAUGUUUUGCACGGCUAUGAAGACAUGUGCUGAUGGUCUUUAGCAUUUGGCUUUUAGUUUUAUGUUUGAGUUAUCUCGGAAUGCGGUUGUUAUCCUUUUUUCUAGACAAUUGUCGGCUUUUGGUGUCUAUUUUAACAUUUCUUUUGUUCAAAACCAAUGACAUUUAUCCUUUUUAUGUCUAAUGCCUCUUUUUUUCAACAUAAUGUCUUAAAACCAAGUCAUUAAACAUUGAAAAACAUGUCAUUUAGCAUUGAAAAACAUAGUCAUUUAACAAUAAAAACAGUCUUUCAUUGUGGGUUACAUAACAACAUUACUAAAACACAACAAGCAUAACUAAACUUAACCAUUUUCUUCUUAUCACAUUCACCAUGAUUUGAGACAAAGCUCCAUGAUACCAACCAACACCACACCUCCAACGACAGCUGAUAACAUCAAUUUCUUCAUGCUACCUUUAGCUUCAGCCAACACUUCUUCCACCUUAUCAAACAGCUCUUUCUCCACUUUCAUUUGAACUCUCUCACCCAACAAGAUCUCACUUCUUCUCAUCUCUCUCAACUCUUCUUCAAGUCUUGCAUUUUUGAAUUCAAGUUUUUCAACCUCAUUUAUCAAUGCCUCAUCAGUCCAUUUAAAAAUAUGAUUAUCAUUCUCAAGCUAAAAAAACAACAAACCUUAUUAAAAUCGAUGACAGAAAACAAUACAACUUAUUAAUGAACCUAAUUCAAACAGCACAACAAUAAACAACACAGCUAAUGAGAGACAACUCACCUUCUUUCUUACAGCGAAAGCACAACGAAAAUACCUUCGGUAAGGAUUUUUGUCAGAUUUUGACAUCAGAGGAAGAAUUUCUUCACCACACCAGCAUCUCUUCGAAAUUCCGUUGACCACUCCACCCUGCGACGAGAAGAACUCACUCCAGUCGAUGCUCCAGAUGUGUUACUCGAAUCCCCUGACAUUGUUCUCUCAAAUCUUCAAACACAGAGGAGGGUUUUAGGGUUAUUAUUUCAAUUCGAAUUGGGGUUUUUUUCGUUUAAUCGGGUCUCCUUAAGUUUGUGUAAGGUCGGGUCGGGUUUUAGUUCUGGUCCGAGUUUAGGUUUGGUCGGGUUUUAUUUAAGUUUCUGGUUUAAUUUUGUUUGGUUUGGCGUCCAAAACCGUGGUU
Molecule: messenger RNA, 3891 nt
Organism: Brassica oleracea var. oleracea
Lineage: Eukaryota; Viridiplantae; Streptophyta; Magnoliopsida; Brassicales; Brassicaceae
Exons: 2
Coding region: 332-1387 (351 amino acids)
Source: RefSeq, a predicted model, not a curated record